CGGUUUCGCAGAAAGAAAACGGGUUUCUACCGCUUUGUCCGAUAAAAAUUAUGUAUACUUCCUUUGAGUAGCUUCGUCCUGAUGCUGUCGCCGAUGAUGGGGGUACUGGAAUGAUCAUUAUAGCUGUUGUUCUCGUUUUCAACAGCUGUUCUCGUGAUACUGGUUCUCGUUCGUUGAACAAAGCAAACCCACUUGACGGUAACUCCAUUCAAAGAUCGCCGUAUUCUGAAAAGUAUUUGUGGCCUGAUGGCGGUGAAGAAACUUUUAUUCUAGAGGCAACCUUGCAAGUGACAUCAUCGUUUGGAUGAGCCGAUUCCAUUUUGAAAAAGUAUUAAUCGAAUGUCAGUUCACGUUAACGGUAUUGUUUCUUAUCGCGUUCACAGUUUCCGCUUCUCAAGUGAAAUUGGUAGUGCUUAGUUUGAUGCUGCGGGUGAAUAUUGAAAAUGAAGUCGAUUUUUUUGGACUUUGUCCUAGUGUCAAUCAGUACAGUAGUGUUAGUAGGAUUGAAUGUUGAGGGAAACGAGCUGAAUUGUGGUAUGCGACAACAAAUAUCCAAGCCAGAGACAAAUCCAACGAUCAUCGGUGGAACGGAAACAAAACCAGGCAAAUGGCCCUGGCACGUUGCCAUAUAUCACUCGUUCCAGUAUGUCUGCGGUGGAACCAUUAUAUCCAAAACUUACGUUCUCACUGCAGCACAUUGUACCAUAAACCAAAGGACCAAAUAUCAACAGAAUGUAAAAAAUCUUUUCGUCGAUGCCGGUACACAUGAUCUAUUCACAUUGAACGAUAGACAGCGACAUUCCGUUAAAUCCGUUUCCAGUUUUAACAAUUAUACGUGGCAAAGUCAUCAAUACGAUAUCGCUAUUCUGGAGCUCGAUUCGGAAAUAAAGUUCAACCAAUAUGUCCAACCAGCGUGUGUGUUCCUUGAGCAAAAGCUUAAUGAUAAGGUUGGAACGGUUGUUGGAUGGGGACUAACAGAGUUCAAUGCAGCAUCGAGUAUUUUGAGAGAAGCACAAUUGCCAGUGGUAGAUACCAUUACCUGUCUGAAUAGUGACCCCGCGGCUUUCGGACCAACUUUGAAGAAAGAAAUGUUCUGCGCUGGCUACACAAAUGGCACUGGCGUAUGCAAUGGAGACAGCGGUGGAGGGCUAUUCUUUGAAAUCAACGGAGUGUGGUACUUAGGAGGAAUCACAUCGUUUACAAGGGCACGAGAUGAAGACAGCACCAUGUGCCAAACGAAAGGCUAUGCUGUUUUUACGAAGAUCCAUGACUACCUCUCGUGGAUAAGAGAAACAUCCAAUCUGAAGCAUCUCAUCGGUGAAGGAGAGGCCACCAACUCAAAGGUCUGCGUUGCCAACAACGUAAGUGCAACGAAUACCGACUGGAGUAAGCUUCCAAGAAAUUGUGGAGUCUACUAUCCGAAUCGGGUGUAUUUGGGCCAACGCACAAGAGUUUUCGAGUUCCCAUGGAUGGCGUUGUUGAUUCAUGCCAGUGGAUUUUGGCAAAGGGUUGGAAGCCUAAUCAGCCAUCGAUAUAUUCUAACUGGAGCGUUACCUUUUUUACCGAAAAACGUAAUCAGGGCCAGGCUGGGUGAGCACACAAUGGAUCAAGCAAUCGACUGCAAUGAAGACAGAGACUGUGCAGCUCCUGUACGCGACAUUGACAUCGAAUGCAUAAUUUACCAUCCACUAGCAAAACGCAAACAAUACACACAUGAUAUUGCCCUCGUCAGAUUAGCUAAACAUGUCUAUUUUGAAGAUCAUAUUCAGCCUAUUUGUCUCCCAACGAAGCCUGCAUUGAGGGAAAUGGAACCGCCUCGAUACAUUCUCACCGGUUGGGGUUCUGACGGGGAGGAUGUGGAAUCUUCAGUUUUGCUGAAAGGAGUCAUUUCAACAUUUGACCUGGCGGAUUGUCAAAUGAUUGCUAGCAAUAUAUCGUCCGAAAAAACAGAUUAUGUAACUAGUAAUCAGUUCUGUAGUAAAAACGAUGGCGAAGUAAAUGCAUCAUAUGGUGACAACGGAGCACCCGUAGGAUAUCCGGUUAAACAUAACGGCAUACGUUUCGUUCAGUUCGGUAUCGUUUCAUUCAAUCUUCAUUAUUACAAUGGAAGUAGCUAUCGUGUGUAUACAAAGGUUGGCUCCUAUAUGGACUGGAUUUUGGCAAAUAUCGUACCGUAGACAGUUCAUGGAUGAAUUACAGUCCUGCAGAUGGUUUCCAUGAAUCAAUCGACCACAAACCAUAACAAAGCAAUCCAUGACCAGUUGUCGCGAUGGGAGUGA
Molecule: messenger RNA, 2279 nt
Organism: Aedes albopictus (Asian tiger mosquito)
Lineage: Eukaryota; Metazoa; Arthropoda; Insecta; Diptera; Culicidae
Product: serine protease grass-like
Exons: 3
Coding region: 444-2177 (577 amino acids)
Biological process (GO): proteolysis
Molecular function (GO): serine-type endopeptidase activity
Source: RefSeq, a predicted model, not a curated record